CCAAUCAAAGGUGGCUCUGUUAUUGAAAUGCGAAGCCGUUUCCUCUCCAAACCCCUUGGCUACUCAAGGCGGGAAUCAAUGGACCUAUAUACUCUCCCUCGAGUUAUAAAUAAAUGUCUAUUUGUUCAGGAGGCGUUUUCCCGCGUGUCCCAUCAUCUUCUCCAGUAGUAAUCAUAAGUGUGUGUGUGUGUGUGUGUGUGUGUGUGUGUGUGUGUGUAUGCGCGCGCGCGCGCGCGCGCCCAUGUCCUGGUCCUGUGACAUCUGGUUCUAAUCCUGAAUGUGGAUCUAUAACUCAACCCCACCCACCCAGACUCCCCCUUGCAUUCCUCACUCUAUAAAUAAACUCAGGUUCUUAGGCACUAUCAUCUAAGGACACAAUAGCAGUUGUGGGUUAAAAGAGAUUUAAUCCAACAUUGAUACUGAGCCCAGCAGCCAACAAUUGGGGCAAAACAAGCAAUCUGGGUAAAAGUUUGGUUCUCAGUUGUCCUCCUUGUCUGUAGGGGGAAGACCUCUCCCAUGCUUGGAUACUUGAACUACAAGGUGACAAACUGUGUAGGAAAGUCAGUAGAGGCUACAAUUCAUCCCACAGAUCCCUAGCAGCACCUCCUGUGGACAUAACCCUGAGUAGACAGGCAACAGGAGGUACGGUGUGGGUGGGGGCUUGUGGUUGGGCCUGCUGCUUUUCCUGAGCUCCAGAGCUGAAUCCUCCGGAUCUGAGCAGAGGGAGUAUUCUAAGAGACUGCUGUUUUACAAGGUCUGGGCAGAGCGCUGCCCCUCCCUUCCCCCCCUGAAGUUUGCAUGGAGUGCAGCUAGGCUGUAAUUAGAGGAUCUGGGAGGAGAAGUCUCCUGGUGACGCUUUGCCUUUCUUCUGCUCUUGGUGAGAAGUGCCUCCUUCAUCCUCGGAUCAGGACCUCUGCCAUCCAACACCACAAAGAGACAUUCUGCACACACGCGCUCGGACACACACACCCAUACCCACACCCACACAGCACUCGCCCAGAGACAAACUUAAGGUCAGGAGGAGCACUAGCUUCACUUCAUCUCCAGCUCCCAGCUAAGUGGGACUCAGCUUCUGACCUGGAACUCAGGACAAGCAUCGAAGAGUCUGAGCUACAAGGAUGAGAAGUCUACUUUUCCUGGUGCUGAUUUCAGUCUGUUGGGCUGACCACCACCUUUCAGACAGCUACACUCCUCCAGACCAAGACAGAGUUAUUCACAUCCAAGCAGAAAAUGGCCCCCGUCUACUUGUGGAAGCAGAACAAGCCAAGGUCUUUUCUCACCGAGGUGGCAACGUGACACUGCCAUGCAAAUUUUAUCGAGACCCUACAGCAUUCGGCUCAGGAAUCCACAAAAUCCGAAUCAAGUGGACCAAGCUAACUUCAGAUUACCUCAGGGAAGUGGAUGUCUUCGUUUCCAUGGGAUAUCACAAGAAGACCUAUGGAGGCUAUCAAGGUCGAGUGUUUCUGAAGGGAGGCAGUGAUAAUGAUGCUUCCCUGGUCAUCACAGAUCUCACCCUGGAGGAUUAUGGGAGAUAUAAGUGUGAGGUGAUUGAAGGGCUAGAAGACGAUACUGCUGUGGUGGCAUUGGAGUUACAAGGUGUGGUGUUCCCUUACUUUCCACGACUGGGACGCUACAAUCUUAACUUUCACGAGGCACGCCAGGCUUGUCUGGACCAGGAUGCUGUGAUUGCUUCCUUUGACCAGUUGUAUGAUGCCUGGCGGGGUGGGCUGGACUGGUGCAAUGCUGGUUGGCUCAGUGACGGAUCUGUGCAGUACCCAAUCACCAAACCAAGAGAGCCCUGCGGGGGCCAAAACACGGUGCCUGGCGUCAGGAACUACGGGUUUUGGGACAAGGAUAAAAGCAGAUAUGAUGUCUUCUGUUUUACAUCCAACUUCAAUGGCCGAUUUUACUACCUGAUCCACCCCACCAAACUCACCUACGAUGAGGCGGUGCAAGCUUGUGUCAAUGAUGGUGCUCAGAUUGCGAAAGUGGGCCAGAUAUUUGCUGCCUGGAAGCUUCUGGGCUAUGACCGCUGCGAUGCCGGCUGGCUGGCGGAUGGCAGUGUCCGCUACCCUAUUUCUCGGCCAAGAAGGCGCUGCAGUCCUACUGAGGCUGCAGUGCGCUUUGUGGGUUUCCCAGAUAAAAAGCAUAAGCUAUAUGGGGUCUAUUGCUUCAGAGCAUACAACUGAGUAUGCCUUAGGAAGAGUCAGUUCUCGAGUUACGUGAAAGUUUUGUUUGUUUUUGUUUUUAAUAUGAACUCAUGCAAGUUACCAAAACUGUGAUAACCCUUUUUCACUUACUGUAAAGAGUCGUUUUCAUAAAGGCCAAUUCAUUCAUUUGUUUUGUAAAGCUAUCAAUCUAUUAUAUAUAUUAUAAAGUAAUGUAAGCGGAAGGCAAUCUAAAAAAAGGGGGGAGGGGGCUUUAGAGCCUAACUGGUUCAUGCUACAUCAUCCAAACAAGAUGCCAUUUCAUGAAUGGGAUAUGCUGUAGACUGAGAAUCACCAGGAUUGUAUUAAGGUAAGGAAUGCUACUUGCCGCAGUAAUUUCCACAAGCACAAAUUUUACAUAUUUCUACAAUUUUGAAAUGUACUUCACUAAACAAAUUAGAACAACAAAUUUGAAAUCCAGACUUCUUUACAUAAACCAGGAUUCUGGGAGGUGCAAAAACUCAGUAUCAUAAGGGAACAACGGAGACUUUUUCUAAAAGUUAACACUUUAAGUCUCCAGUAUACAGAAUAGUUUACUCUUUAAAAUUCUACCGUUUUGACCAAAAAAUUCAUAUAGACUCAGAUGCAGAAUAAUAAAGCCACAGUUAGAACUCCUAGGUCAGCUCAUUUAUAUAAAAUAUCUACUUAAGAACACAGAUACUACUUUACCAAUGAAAGAGUCCUACCUUCUAAUUACAAUUACCUAUCUGAGAUGACUUGUUUUAUUAUUUUUGAGUAGCUUUACUGAAUCAUAUUUAAAUUCUAAGAACCUUUGCUAAUCAGUAUUUAGAAUCUACUCAGGGCAGUUAAAAUGACAAACUGCUGGACAGAAAACGUGUAAAAUGUAGCAGCUUGAUUUUAUGUUAGCUUAUGAAAUGUUAUUGUCCUAUAAAAAUAAUUUUAAUCUAUUUAAUAUUUCUUAUUUACAUUACAUGACAAAAAACAUCAAAUGAAUGAAUAACUCUACACUUGCCUAACUAAGAAAUAAAGACUCAACUUCCAAAAUUGUUCUUGUUUGUAUCCACAAUACAGUGUCCAAAUAAGACCUGUAUUUAUAGAAGAAAGGGAAAAAUACAUUUCUAAGUAGUCUCUCAAGUAGGAAAUAGUCACUGUCAGUUUCCUUUCUGGUUAGAAUUUGACAAAAAUAAAAUAUUGUCAUUCUCAUAGUACACCUCCAGGCUUUAAGUGAAAAGUUAAGCCCAGGUUCAGAAAAGUGACUUCCAGUAUUAGCAACUCCAGUCUUAAAUUGAAAUUACUUGUUAUGAUUGCUGAGACCCCAGAGGGACCAAUAUUUAUAUUCAAGUAAUAUUUCUGGUUUCCCAUUAUUUCACAGUGGAUUCUUAUGAGUGGGCCUUAGUAAAAUAAUCCAAGUACAACAUAGCUGGUAUGCUGUCAUCAAUGUUUUUAUGUAGAUUUCCCCCCAUGAACAUAACUAAAUAAAUCUGUUUCCUGAAUUGACCAUGGUUGCAUUUAAAGCUCUGUAAUAACUGUAAUAAAAAUGCUCUAUAAAUAUAGAGUUAUGUGUGUGGAAAGUAUAGAGCAGUUGGAAGUCCAUGAAACCAUAACUAUCAUGAUAUAUUAUCUAGAUAAAAUAUUGUAAGUAAAAAUAGAACCUUUCUUUCAGAUACUUAAGCCAUGACAAUGCAUGCAGUUAUAAGUUAGGAUAUGCAAAUUACACGAAAGUAUACAUCCAAAGAAAAUGUGGGGUUUCACUCAAACAGUGCUGAUGUAAAUUGAAUUCAGACUUCUAAGCUAAACACAAAUUAAAAAGACUAAAUGGUCUAUAAUAUAAUGAAUAUAUUACUUAAGGAGGAGACUCCAAACUAGCGCCUCAAACACCUUACAGGCUGGGCUAAUCUCUUUGGAGGAAGAUCAUACUUGAACAAUCAUUACCUAUAUUGUAAGAAUUUUGUCUGCAAUGCAAGUAGAUAAAUUUUAUACUAAAUUAGGCACAUUCCAUCCAGUUAUUGUCAUAGAACUCCACAUUACAGUGCAGUAGCAUUUCUUAACUUUUGAAUACUUAGUAUAGGAAACGGUGCUGAUUAAAAUCUCCAAAGUGACUGUUAGCUGACAUAUGUCUAUACCAAUUGCGCACCAUUUGUCCAUUCUUGACAACAUCCUGGAAUGAACACUGCUGGGCAGAGUUUUUAAACUUCUAAUUUCACACAAAGGACCAGAAUCUUCAUUCCCUCCCUUUGAACUCCUAAUUGAAAGGGGUCUUUUAAUGUUCUCAUCUUGACGUUUUCACUCCACCAAAUAAUCUAUUUUCCUACUUCAUAUCUCAUUAUAAAUGUCUU
Mus pahari (shrew mouse) is the source of this 4504-nucleotide messenger RNA. RefSeq names its product hyaluronan and proteoglycan link protein 1 (gene Hapln1). Bases 1119 to 2189 code for a protein of 356 amino acids. Gene Ontology annotation, molecular function: hyaluronic acid binding. Gene Ontology annotation, biological process: cell adhesion. The record is from RefSeq and is a predicted model, not a curated record. NCBI's taxonomy places the organism in Eukaryota, Metazoa, Chordata, Mammalia, Rodentia, Muridae. The transcript is spliced from 5 exons.